GAAAGAAAGAAGGAAGAUCUGAUUGGGUGCGGCGGUUGCGGAAGAAACGGCGGGAGCCUGGGAGCUCUGAAGAUGGGGAGACUAAGUGGGUGCCGACGGGGAGACUGGGGACCGCGGGCCCUUCCCAAAGCUAUCGCGGCGCUGAGUCGGGCGCUGCCUGGGAAACCUAGCCCCGAGACCUUCCGCAGGGCCAAGUUCGACCUCCCCGAGGCGGUGGCCGAGCUUUGGUCUCUGCUUUUCUCCCUCCUUUGGCUCAUCCAUCAGAAGGGUGUGGGGUCUCGCAGGGAGCCGCCUGAUGCCCUCGAGGGCCAGAUCCAUUUUGUAAAAUGGAUGUUGCGCUGCCAUGGCUAUGGGAGACACCAUUUUUACCACCUUCCCGAAGUUGGCUCUCAAGGUAGUUGUGAGCUUUUGCUGGCCUUCUCUUGGCUACUUGAAUACUUCAACCUACCAGAAAGGUUUCUCUGCUGUGUACACCAAGUUGAUGAUGUCUGGAUCUGCUCGUGUAAGGACCUGCCUAGCUAUCGCGUUCCAUUGGAUCUUGGCCCUAAGGGAAGGGUAGAUAUUCGUUAUAUUCAGUGGCUGCUUGGGAAACUGCGUUUCCAGUGGCGGAGUUUGUAUGCCAGCCAGCAAGAACAAUGCAACCUUCUGAAUAAGAUUCAUUUGUACACAAGAGGCUGUUAUCUUGAGGAGAGCAUUGACCAUCUCUCUGUCCUUGAAACAGAACUCUUCAGGUUCUCAGGAAGUACCAAGCACCUAUUGCAGCAGUUGGAAUCAGAAAAUUCUUGCCUGGAAGGUUUUCUGGAGUGGAAGCAUAUGGAGCUGGUAUACUGGCAAUGGAUGGACACAGUGUUGGAUACCAGGCCGGUAGAUAAUCCUAAUACUGUUAAGCAGGAUAUAAUUUUGCCAGAGAUCCUAGAAUACUGCAAUCCUCAGUACCUAACUGAGGAGAUGGAUAAAAUAGAGAAGAACCUAGAGGCACUGAGCCAAAGACUUCAGGAGGCUGUGAAUCGGCACAGAGCAGCCUGGAAUACCAAGGUUUGCGGUUGUUCCCAGAGACUCCAAAGGUUGCCAGAGCUAAGCACUAUUACAAUGAAAGAAAUCCAGGAGGCUGUGGGAUAUGAACUGGCAGCUCUGGAGCAGGACUGGGGGGUUAAGAGCUGGCCCCAUGGACUACAUAGACUUCUGUUUAGACAGGCUGGAGAGUUGAGCAGUAGUGAGAUCCACCAAAUGACCAGAGUAAUCCAGAUACUGAGGAAGGAGGAAGCUAGACUCAAGAAAACACUCAGAAGUUUACAGAAGGAAUGUCAUCAAGAACUGGCCAUUCUGACACAGGGACUGGAGGGGGUAAUUUGGGUCCUUCCAAAUUCCUAAGGCAGUGAAAGGAAGUCCUCAUGGAGAUGCCUCUCCCUAGUUGCCCUGGCCUCAGAAGUGAAAUUUUACCCUCUUCCAGGUGUUGUGCCAGUUCAUGAUUGUGGAGAAAAGAAUUAAAGCAGGAAUAUGGGCCAUAACUCAGAUCACACCACUGUUUUUCUGGCCAGUCCCCUAUUACUUCUUUAAUGAUCUUUUAUCUCCUUGUGCUACCCUCCCUAGAUUACCUCUUUGUCUAUAAUUUCCCAAGUGAGUGAUAAAUCCAUCCUUCACUGGAGGAUCUCAAGUUCCAGGAAUUUUGCCUAUAUAUAACUUCUAUUCAUUAAUGCUAAUUCUAUCCUUUGGGACCAUACAAAUCUUCUAAUACUUCUUCCUUAUGAUAGACCUUUAGGUAUUAGUAAUUCAUGAUUAUAUUCACUCCAAAGAUCUCUGGGUCAAUUCCUUCAGUUUGUUCUUGUGUGUUUCUAAGAAUUGAAUUAUUUCCACAUCCUUGUCACUUUCUGGUCUUGCUUCAUUUUGUCUACAAUCUUCAGAUCUGGGCCCUCCCCAAUAUGAUUCUAAACUACCUUUCUAGCCUUAUUUCAUAUAACUCCUUUUAUUGUAGUUUAUGUUCCAGCUAGAAGUUAUCCCCAUGCUCAGAGUUUCUUCUUCUCCAAUCCCAUAUAUUCCUAUAAAUUAUUCCUUAUUUUAAUAAAUAAUAAUAAUUGUUAUUUAAUAGUAAUUUUAAUAAAUUAUUUCCUUAUCUUCAUCUUUUAGCAUCCUGUCUUCUUUCAGGGUUCAGAUCGGGUGGUAUCUCCUACAUGUAACUUUCCUCUGACUAAAGUGUUCUCUAUUCCUAGGUCACUGUUUGGAUUUUUCCUUUGUGUUCCUUUUCACUUCCUACCUUGUGUUAUAGUUUAAUCUUAUCUUCCUGCUCUAUCUUAUCUUCCUAUCUCUAUCUUCCUCCUUACUCUCCAGUAGAUUGUAAGCUUCUUGAGAGCAGGGAUUGUAAUUUUUAGAUUUGCAUUCUCAUUUCCUUCGGUGUUUUAGGUAACUACUUAAUAAAUGUUUGUUGAAUUGAAUUGAUUUCACUUUAAUAAUUGGUAAACAUAUUGAAAAGGAUAAAGUAUAGGUGCCUGGGAAAUUCUAAUCUAGCUACAAAGUGAUGUUACUUAUCACUUGUUGAGUCUCCAAACCACUUGAUUAUACUCUCAGGAAAGAUUAGAAGACUGGAAGAAGGGAGGUGACUUCUGUGUGCCAGAAAUUAGCUACAAUAUUUUGACCAAAUAGAUAUAGAAAGGACAUGGUUCAUAUUGAAUCCAAGUGGGUAAACAGAAAGUUAGAUUAUAGUUAAAGCUAGGCUUCAGAAAAGCCAAAAAAAAAAAACAAAAAAAAAACACCCAAAACAAAACAGUAAAUUAUGAACCAAUUCUGAGAACAGAUGAUCCAGGGUUUGUUUGGAAAUUCACGUGGAGCAUGUCCAGAAAAAUACAGGAGCUUGGGAGCAUGAAGUGUUGAUAAUAAUUUUUUACACUAAGGAAUCAGCCAGACAAUAUGGCUUGUAUGAUUAUGCUCCUGGACUUUGUUCUCUCUCAAUAUGUCUGGCACAUAGUAGGCAAUAAAUAAUGGUGAUUCAUUGAUUGAGAUUGCUUAAAAAGGGUAACAUGAGAGAUUUUGUCAGAUAUAUUGCUAAAAUCUUAAUAUAAUGUCUAUUUCAUUUACCUGAUCUAGUCAUUUAUAAUUUUGUCAAGGAAAUGAAGUUACAUUGGCAUAUUUUUUUCUUGAUAAACAUGUAGUGAUCACUGCUUUCUUAAGUGUUAACAAUCAUACUUUUCAUAAAUGUGUUCUAGAAUUUUGCUGGAAAUAAUAAUAGCCAUGAGGUAGGUAGUAUUGUUAAGCCUAUAUUAAUCUGAGCUUUAAAGAGGUUAAAUUUUCUCCUGGUCACAUAGGUAUAAGGUAUUAGAACCUAGAUUCAAAUUUAAUUCUCGUUUCAGGUUCAGUGCUAAUUCCAUUCUAUUUUAUAAGGAACCAAAGUCAAAUUCACUGAGACUUUGAAGAACUCAAUUCCUUUUUUUCUGAAAAUAGAAGUGACUUUGUCCAUUUCUAGUUUGUUAGUACCUUGUGUUUUACAGCUUUUUAAAGAUCAUUGAAAUUACCUAAUGAUAAAAAAAAAAAAAUCUAAUAAAUGAGAAGAAACAUAGUGUAAUGAAGAGUCAGUCCUAGUGAUCAGUCUACUAUAUACUAUAUACCCAGUUCUUUUCACGUCCUGAAAAAGGAGUUUGUUUGGCUCUGAUUAUUGAACUCAUUGAGGUCACCUCAGCACUUGUAAUAUCUCACUUGGAAUUCAUAGCAUCAUAGGCACAGGCCAUCAUUUUAUAGAUAAAGAAACAGAUACAAAGAAUAAGUUAGUGAAACAUUUAUUAAGCACCUAGUGUGUGCCAGAUACUAUUAAAAGUGUUGGGGAAUACAGGCCAGAGGUGAGGGUCAAGUCAAAUAGAUAGUAAGUAGCAUGCUGUAAUGUAAGGUUCGUGGAUGGAGUAGUGGAAACAUGGUCCCAUAAUUAUUUUUUUAUCUCUGACCAUGCAGAGAUGAGAGGCUCAUUUUAUGAAGGAAAAAGAACUGAAAGUUCCUGAAGAAUUCACGGGAAUAACCUAAGGCAUUGGUGGGGAUGAUGCUCAAGAUAAACAGAUGAAAUUUUGUUCCCUUAGACUUCUUUGAUAACCCAAUUUAGCCAAGAAAAAAACUGUCUUCUAGAGAUGUACCGGGGAGGCCUCCCCACCUGCUUGAUGUACUAGUGAUUAACAGUUUUGUCUUGUUUUCUCUCACACUCAUUAACUCCAAGCAGAGACUAUCCUUUAUUCAGGUUGUGUGGGGAAGAGUUUCUCCUCUUAGACUGGGAGUUUUCUAUAUGUGGGGUUAUGUUUUCUCUUACUGUAGUAAGUCUGAGUGUGAUCAUUUUUUUUUUUUUAACUCGGACUGAAAACUUUGAGGAUAGAACAAUGCCUUUUUCCUCCUGCCUAAUGAGAAAAAUAAUUAUUAUUAACCAGUUACUAUCAUGGGGGGAGGGGAGUCCAAGGUUUUGUUCCCUUUGUAUUUCUCCAUGUAGUUACUAGGUAAUGACAGCUUCUGAGGGAGUGAGCUGAUGAUAACUUGGGUUCAAUUUUUGAUGGGACUCCACUUAUCUAGGUGGAAUUCUUAGUAACCUCACCAUUGCUCUCCUCAGGUAAGACUGGGUAGAGGAUAGAUUCUUUUAUCUAGAUUACCUUAGUCAGGGUGUUUGGAGUAGAGGCGAGCGUCUUUGGCCAAGAGUGACCUAAUCAUAUUCAUGUACCAAUCUGCUCUUUAGAAUAAGGUCAUUUCAUAAUUUUCAUUCUCAUUAGUUGUUUAUCAAUCAGAGUUGAUUUCCAUCUGUCAGGAACACCCACUCUUCCAAGGGUAUAUAAAUGUUAACAUAAGUUUCAUCUUUGUUUUAUGAGAGAAAGCCACUGAUCUUUAAUCAUUUGCCAUUAACUAUUUGCUAAACAUAAUAAAUUAUUAAUUGCCCAGAAAUUGUUUCUUGGAUUUUUUUGUCACAUUAGCAUCUUAUCCCAGCCAACCUUGCUGACUAGAGCCUCCUAUCCUGUGCAUCAGAAAUAUAAACUAGUAAGAUGCUCCUUGGACUUCACUUAUAAAAUUCCUAACCCUGUUUUGUGGUAGCUCCAAAAGAUGGACUGUCCUAAUAUAUGGAGCAGCCCAUCUUUGUGGGUUGAGGGGUAGUAUAGAAAGAAGAAGAAUUGGCAUGUUGCCCUGCUUAAGAUGAGACCAAUUAAGAAGAGAAAAUGAUGAGCUAAAAUUGGGAAUACCAAAGAACCAGAGAACAUUAUGAAAUGUAAA
Molecule: messenger RNA, 5220 nt
Organism: Sarcophilus harrisii (Tasmanian devil)
Lineage: Eukaryota; Metazoa; Chordata; Mammalia; Dasyuromorphia; Dasyuridae
Gene: TEDC1
Product: tubulin epsilon and delta complex 1
Exons: 8
Coding region: 73-1371 (432 amino acids)
Source: RefSeq, a predicted model, not a curated record